Messenger RNA from Myxocyprinus asiaticus (Chinese sucker), 7764 nucleotides. RefSeq names its product cAMP-specific 3',5'-cyclic phosphodiesterase 4A-like. The transcript is spliced from 10 exons. The coding region runs from base 941 to 2758 and encodes 605 amino acids. The record is from RefSeq and is a predicted model, not a curated record. Gene Ontology annotation, molecular function: 3',5'-cyclic-AMP phosphodiesterase activity. Lineage: Eukaryota; Metazoa; Chordata; Actinopteri; Cypriniformes; Catostomidae. Gene Ontology annotation, cellular component: perinuclear region of cytoplasm; nucleus; cytosol. Gene Ontology annotation, biological process: signal transduction.
GAUUAGCUUGCGAGAACUGUCUAGAGCAUCCAGGGAGACAGAGCGAGAGGCAGCGGAUCUGCUGAGCAGCACUGGCGAGUCUGAUGCUGUGUGUGGAUUUAACGGCUGCGGAAGAGAGCAACGUGGUGCCAACAGGAUUGGUAUUGUGUUCCAUGGACUGUGCGCUCUGAACACAACUCGCUGGGAACGCUGGGCCCAGGUCCUGGAGCUCUCGGUGGGGGAGGGGCAUCAACACGGAGAAAGAAAAAGAUGUUUUUCCAGACCAUCGCUCUUUUGUAGUUUGACUUUUGGCCAAAGGCCCUCUCGCUGUUGCAUUUCUGUGUCUUUCUGUUUGUUUCUUUUUCCAUCAGUCUCCUUUCAGCUGUCUCCUCCUGCUGUUACCUGUCUGACUGUUGUUGUUUUCCUUCCUUAUCCUGUCCUCCCUCAGUCUCUGUCACCUGCUUCUCCUCUCCAUUAGUUGUUUGUUCUCCUCCAUCUUUGUCUCAGUCCUCCUUCCCACCGCAUCCUCUCUGUGUCCUUCAGCCAGUCACAUCUCUCCAUCUUUGUCCAUUCCACCCCCGCUUGCUCGAUUGGGGUCAGCUCUAUUCAGCUGCUGGGAUGAGAUGUAGUCACUUCGGCCUGUGGAAUUGGAUGGCUCCUGGUGGGCCGUUCACAGGGGACACUUGUGUGCAGAUUGUCGUGGAGCCUGGUUCUGGUACCGCUUGCUGCAUGUAGAGAGACAGUUUUUGCGAGCGCUCGCCGCCGGACUUCCGCCCCAUUUGCUCCCUCCUCUUGGGGGGAAGCCGUCACUCUGGAGCACUCCGGCCGGCUAGGCUGUGGCCUUUCUGCCCACACCCUGACCACGCACUCAUGUUGCUGGAGCACCCGCCGUGCUUCUGUCCCUGUGCAUUUCUGCACCUCUUGCCUUUGCCAACGGCCCGCGCCAUCUGUCACCCUCAGCAUGGGCGUGGCAGAGGCCAUUGACCCGCCACCCUCUUCCUGCCCCUCACCUGUGCCCGGAGGCUACCGGCUGGCCCACUCCUCCAGCUACAGUGCCCUGCAGGGGAGAAGAAGGUCAGAGCUGGAGCUUGGGGCAGACGCAGAUGGAGCGCUGGAUGGGGGUGGUCAGGCCGCCGAGCGUAGGACACCCUUCAUGGAUCUGUUCUGUGACACCUGCUCCAAACCCUGGCUCAUUGGCUGGUGGGACCAGUUCAAGAGGAUGUUAAACAGGGAACUGUCUCAUCUGUCUGAGAUGAGUCGCUCGGGGAAUCAGGUGUCUGAAUACAUCUCUACUACCUUCCUAGAUAAGCAGAAUGAGGUGGAAAUUCCAUCUCCAACCCUCCGGGAGCGAGAGAAACCGAUGUCUCACAUCAGUGGUGUCAAGAAGCUUACACAUAGCUCAAGCCUCACUAGUGCAGCCCUACCCCGCUUUGGGGUCAAAACUGAACAAGAGGACGCACUGGCAAGGGAGUUAAAUGACUUAGACAAGUGGGGCCUUAAUAUAUUCCAUGUGGCUAACUACUCCAAUAACAGACCUCUAAGCUGCAUCAUGUUUGCCAUCUUUCAGGAAAGGGAUCUGUUGAAAACAUUUCGGAUUCCAGUGGACACAUUUAUCACCUAUGUGAUGACACUGGAAGACCACUACCAUGCCAAUGUGGCCUAUCACAACAGCCUGCAUGCCGCUGAUGUCACACAGUCAACACAUGUGCUGCUGUCCACACCAGCACUGGACGCGGUUUUCACUGAUCUUGAAAUCCUGGCUGCAUUGUUCGCUGCUGCCAUUCAUGACGUAGACCACCCUGGAGUUUCCAACCAGUUUCUCAUCAACACCAACUCUGAACUGGCAUUAAUGUACAAUGAUGAGUCUGUGUUGGAGAACCACCACCUAGCUGUAGGCUUCAAGCUUCUGCAUGAGGAGAACUGUGACAUUUUUCAAAACCUUACCAAACGACAACGGCAGAGUCUGCGCAAACUGGUCAUCGACAUGGUUCUGGCGACAGACAUGUCAAAGCAUAUGAGCUUGCUGGCAGAUCUAAAGACAAUGGUGGAAACCAAGAAAGUGACCAGCUCAGGAGUGUUGAUGUUGGACCAUUAUAAUGACCGAAUACAGGUCCUAAGGAACAUGGUGCAUUGUGCUGACCUUAGUAACCCAACCAAGCCCCUGGCAGUGUACAGGCAGUGGACUGAGCGCAUAAUGGAGGAGUUCUUCCGGCAGGGUGAUAAAGAACGAGAGCGUGGGAUGGAAAUCAGUCCCAUGUGUGACAAACACACGGCAUCUGUGGAAAAGAGUCAGGUGGGCUUUAUCGAUUAUAUUGUGCAUCCCCUGUGGGAAACCUGGGGGGACCUGGUCCACCCUGAUGCUCAGGAAAUUUUGGACACCCUCGAGGACAACCGGGACUGGUACCAAAGCACCAUACCCCAGAGCCCUUCGCCGCCGCCUGACGGCCCAGAUAACGAGCUUGAAUCCUGCACAAACAAAUUCCAGUUUGAGCUCACCCUGGAGGGAGAGACGGGACAGGACGACGGCUCUCCCAGUCACAACCAUAUUGGCAGCAAUGGUCAAGAGGAGCUGGAGGAAAAGAAAGAGGAGGAAAUUGAGGAGGAAGAAAAAAUGGAGGACGAGGAGGAGGUUACAGAGGUAUUGGUUGAGAGGUCAGGACGGAGACGACUGCAGGUUCAGUCAGUGGUCGAGGAGGAGGACGAGAGACAGUCGGAUGAUAGUCCUGUGGAGGAGGCAGACGAGGAGGAGAAGUCGUCCUCUCCUACUGAUGAUACAUAAUCCUCAAGACUCAAUAAACAGCUGUCAGUCCCAGAGGGCUAAGUAGGGGACAUACUUCAAAAACUCUGUCCCUGCUCUCUACUAUUCACAGAGGAUUCUUCUGUUUCUGAUAGCUAACCAAUUCAAUAAGACAUUUGAUUUGAUUUUUCAAAAAAGGGAACAAAAUAAUAUUGAUAUCAGAGAAGUAUUUAACACAGCAACUGUAGAUUUCGAGUGUGUGCUGGAGUUAUCCAAGCAGAGCGGAGGAGCUUUUAUGGAGAAAUUGAAUUAUGGUGGGGUUUGUAAUGGGCCAUUAAGUCAGAGUAGCACUCUGGAUUUUCCACACAUACACACACACACACACACACAUCAAUCAAUGUGUAUACGCAAAUUAACAGUCACACAUGAGUUUUAACCUAAAAUACUGAAUCCACACACUACAUGCAAACACACGGCUGUGUGUCUGUGUAUGUGUUCAGGGGGCUUGGAUCUGAAAGGAAUCUCUUUGGAAAAAGCCAUCUCAAAAAAUGGAGUAUCAGUGUCAAUAAUCUGUUUUUAAAGCAUUCAAACAGGGACUAAAAUCCUCAGUAAUCGUGAUUAGUGAAAUCUGAGAGACUUUUUUUCAAUUUCUGUCAUAAAGAGAACACAAUUACACUUGCGGAGAGAAAUAUAAGAUUGGCCUAUUGUCCAGAAGACUAUGGGGGGGAUAAGGAUGUCGGAGCAAAAGAGGAAGCACUGAUGGCAUGAUUUAUUUGUGGGUCCCAACCCCACUUUCCCUUUACCCAGGAGUGCUACCAGGGCGAGAUGGCCGUGUGCCUUUCUGUACCACCAGCUUCAACUCUGGAGCUGUUGUGAAGCAAUGCAUCGUGGGACAGGAGUGUCUGCUUUUGUCUUCAUUUUUGAUUGUCUCUUUUUAAGCAAUCUUAUCAUGAUCUGUUAUGCUUUGUGUGGACAUGGAGUGUCUUUCACAAUGUCUUUGUGAUAAUUCCUUCUCUCAUCUGUCAGACUUCCUCGGUUGCUUUCAUGCUGGCUGAGCAAUUAGGGCCUAGUUUUGGAUUUAUCACAUCAUUGCUCACGGACUGCCCUCACUUUCCAUGUGAAUAAUUAAUGAUAGUCACUUUUUGAGGAUAAGCCAUGGGAUUCUUGUUUCAUAUGUUUUGUCUUCUUUCGUUUUUCUUUUGCUAUAUCCAUUCCUGCCAAAUUUGUAAAAGUGACAGAGUCUACUCAAUAGCAGCACACAUUCACACAGACUCUCCCACCUUCACCCACUCACACUGGUAAUACAUUCCCUGUCAUCACCACAGAAACACUGCAUUAUAUUUUGCCAAAGGAAUGAGUGCUUAACUGGUAAGUUGGUGAAGCCUCGAUCGUGGGGGCUACAGGUGCAGGGUAAGACAAAGCAUAUCUAAAGGGCUGUUCAGACUGAAUGUGUUCUAGCACUAAAAAAGCAUGACGCAGCGCAAACAGGUGUCUCAAGGUGCGUUUUUAAAACUUUAAAGCUGAAGUAUGUAACUUUUUCAGUGUUAAAAUACUUCUAUCCCAGCUUAAUAUGCAGAGAAAACUAUAAGUAAGCCAUUCAUACUGUAGGUUAAUUUUCUCGAAAACUGUAAACACUGUCUCUCUGUGGCGCUAUAAAAUGCCUGUGUUUGUUUUGCGAGACCUGCUUAGACCCGUCCCAACAACGUUACUCAGCAUCAGUUGGAGGUGGGACUAUCUAACGUUUGAACAACAGCAUACGGAGGGCGUAUUCAGAAAGCUUUUGCAAUUCUGUUUGUUGGUGCUAGUGUCGCAGAAAUUACAUACUUCAGCUUUAAGUUAUUUUUAAGCUUUAAGUUAAGCUCAAUGGACAGCAUUUUGGCAUAAUGCUGAAUACCACAAAGACUGUAUUUCAACUUCCAACACUAUGCCAAUGAAUGGGAGUUUAAAAGCAAAAAUGUGAAGCUUAGAAAUGCAUUUACUUUAAUUAUUUUGUCAAAACUAUUGUUUUAUUUGAGAUGUAAAGUUGUUUAUAUCAAAAUUUUUACAUCUUAGGGUUUUAGGGUUUAUGACCUUACGUCGUCAUGGCAACAAAGUUUUAAGUUAUUUUUAAGCUUUAAAUUAAGCUCAAUUGAUAGCAUUGUGGCAUAAUGCCAAAUGGCUAUAACUUUACACAGAAAAGGUUAGUAAGUGAUUUUAACACACUAAAAUCAUGUUAACAAGCAUAUUAUUUACGUCUUGUUGCUAUACUUUUGAAACAGUGAGUAUUUUAAUGUUUACAGGUUGGCCCCCAUUCACUUCCAUUGUACCUGUAAGUGCCUCACUUUAAGGAAUAUUCCAGGUUCAAUACAAGUUAAGCUCAAUCAGCAGCAUUUGUGGCAUAUUGUUGAUUACCACAAAAAAUUAUUUCAACCCUAAUUUAUUAAAAAAGCACAAAUCGAGGCUGUGGUGAGGCACUUACAAUGGAAGUGAAUGGGACCAAUUGUUUGAGGGUUUAAAGGCAGAAAUGUGAAGCUUUCAAUUUUAUAAAAGCACUUACAUUAAUUCUUCUGUUAAAACUGAGCUGUAAAGUUGUUUAAAUCACCAUUUUUACAGUCGUUUCAGGGUUUGUUGACAUUACAUUGUCAAGUUGGAUAUAAUGUAACUUUACACAGAAAAGGUUAGUCAUUGAUUUUAUCACAGUAAAAUCAUGUUAACACACAGUGUUUACGUCUGUGGCUAUACUUAAAACAGUGAGUAUUUUAACCUCACUGUCACACAGAUUUGUGCUGUUUUUUUUUUUUUUUUUAAGAAAAGGAGGGACGAGUCCAAAUAAUUUUUUUGUGGUAAUCAGCAUUAUGCCACAAAUGCUGUUGAUUGAGCUUAACUUGUAUUAAACCCGGAAUAUUACUUUAACUUGACAUGUCAUCAAAAUAGCACAGCGCUCCUUCACGAGAUGAGGAAAAAAGUGAGAUGUGGCACAACGAUAAAAAACGUCCAUCUUGUGCGUGUUUACAUAAAAAAAACAAAUAAAAAAAACAAUUGUAAAACAACACAGACGGAUGCAAAAACUGUUUGGUGUGAACGGCCCCUAAGAGAGGAAGAGAUUGAUGUUGAGAGACUGGAAGGACAGAUAAAGGAACAGAAGUGCAGGGUGUAACAUGCAGCCAUAUUGAGUUUGAUGCUUUUUAGCCUUAAUGUCAACUACAGGGUUUCUACCUGUCACAUUGUGGUGUAAUAAGAUGUUGGCAUUAUAUUCCAGAGUAUUUGUUUCAUGUCUAUAUGCCUUGAUAAUGUCUGUGAAUACACCGUAUAGUACCAUCUGCACUGACAUAGCUGGAGGUGUAGUGUAGUAUUUUCUGCAUGGCAAGAUUUACUACAACAGUCUAAAGAGCGAGAAAACAGGUCAUACCGUUAAAUUUAACUGUUGCUCUUAUGUAUUUAUAACCCGGCACCUUUGUCUAGUUGUUUAUGUCAAACUUUUAAUGAGAGAGGGAGAAAGUAUGAAAAUGAGAGAAUGAGUUCUCAGGUUGAUGUUAGAAUUGCAAUAUUGCUUCUCUCUCAUCUCUCAGAAUUUCAGUUUGAUUUUAGUUCAGUUGAAUGAACCAAUUGUUGCUAUAUUGUGCAGAGCAUUUGUAAGAAUCCCUCUUGAAGAAUAAUGACAAGCUAGUUUCUGCUGGUCAGUAGCUUAGCUUUACACAAGUCUGUGCCUGCAGAGCAGAAACAUGAGGUCAUACCGGUACAUAUGUGAUGACUGUACUUGUCUUUGACAGGAUUAGAGGAUGUUAUGGUAUAACGUCUAAAUUUUAAUUAGUGGACAACAGAAGGAAAGCCCAAGGUUGCACGAUCGAUUUGUGUGAAUUGACGACAUUCCCAUCUACAUCUGCCUGUCUUACCUUAACAAUGCUUUGUUGUGUGGCUUUUCGUUAAUGUUGUGAGUGCUCAGCUAAAAAAUAAUAUUUGCCAUUUUAACACGACACUGUAGCAAUUGUUUCUUAUUAAGAAAUUAUUCAAGUUAUUUCCUUGCUGCCAUUCUUUUUGGAUAUCAAAAGGAAAAACAAUUGUUUUCUUUGAACAGUUUGUGUACAGUUUUUAUUUUUGUAUCAUUCUGGUUUGAUGGUUUGAAAAUGUAAAAAAAUUACUAUCUAAUAUAAAUAGUAGGCUAAUCACUGCUUGUUUUGUAUAUACUGUAAUGUUGAAUUGUACAUUUGAAAUCUCUCAAAAUCAGUCAUCAAUCAAUGAAUCACUUUUAGUUGUAAUGAACUAUAGUUGAAUUGUGGAAUUUCACUUUCCCCUUCAUUUCUCCUUCAUCUCCCUGUCAUUGUUUUGGGGGAUUUCAGUAAACCUCCCACCACCUUUAAAUGUGUAUGUUUGAAUUGUACUGGAAAAUAGACUACUCAUUGGUUAUUAAAACUUGUAUUUACCAGCACUUUAUUUUUCUGUAGGUUGUGAGAUGAUAUCAGGGGGAAUGGUACAUACUGAUUCAUGUAUAGCGUGGCACAGGGUACAUGGCUCGGGCCAAACUUCUUUAUUUUGGUCCUAAACGCCAUUUUCUGCUUAAGCUCUGAGCAACAUCAGCUCCUCUGUGCCAGUAAUCCACAUGCUAAUGGCUUUUGAUAGGUUUUUUAAAUACUUCUGUCAGGUUAAUAACCAAGUGACAGUCAGAAGGAAAACAUGGCUUAAUCAGAGAACAGUUUUUCUUUGUACUGUGAAGUCAUGCCUCAUGAGACUCUCCAAUAAAAUUAUUCUCUGGGCUUUAAAUAAUAUGUUACUUGUUCAAAAGUUAUGGUAAUAAUAUAAAUGAAAAAGUAAACAGGAAAAUGAUUGUAAUAUUUGUACAUUAUAUUGCUGUAAUGUGUAUAAUGUGUCCAAGUUAUUUUAUAUUAUAUUAUUUUUAUGAAAUGUUAUCCUCUGAGAGAACUGAGUUGUCAUUUUGUGAAUAAAAUGCAUUUAAUAAGCAAACAGCUAUACAUAAAAAACAAAUAUAUAUAUACCAGUAUAUUUUUUUUCUUUCACUGUUCAGUACUGUAAAGUGUGUUGAAAAUACAAAUAAAGGAUGAUUUUUCUAAUAA